This is a messenger RNA of Astyanax mexicanus (Mexican tetra), 2118 nucleotides long. It is a transcript of the gene gsdmeb, whose product is annotated as gasdermin Eb. Bases 196 to 1653 code for a protein of 485 amino acids. The record is from RefSeq and is a predicted model, not a curated record. The transcript is spliced from 10 exons. Gene Ontology annotation, cellular component: cytoplasm. NCBI's taxonomy places the organism in Eukaryota, Metazoa, Chordata, Actinopteri, Characiformes, Acestrorhamphidae. Gene Ontology annotation, biological process: programmed cell death.
CUCAGAGAGGAGGUGUGGUCUCGGGUAGAGGGGAAAGAGAGAGAAAGAGAUAAUACAGCGAGGAAAGAAGACUCUCCGGAAGAGCACAGAUACAGAUACAGACAGUGGAGGACUGUGUGAAUGUGAGACUCGGGGCUCUGGAGAAGAAGCAGAAGAGACGUCGAGGUUCUACAGCCCAGGUUCUACAUUAAGAAGAUGUUUGCCAAAGCGACCAGUAAAUUUGUGACUGAGAUCGACCCUGAUGGCUGUCUGAUCCCUGUGUCCCGACUGAACGAGUCGGACAACCUCACGCUCACGUCGCUGGUCAUUAAGCGCAGUCGCUUCUGGUUCUGGCAGCGACCCAAAUACCUACCAUCAGACUUUACCCUCAAUGAUAUACUGCAGGGAGAAACUAAAAUAGAUCCAGGUUUGAUUGAAACAGAUUUUCUGAAGUAUAACAGUACAUUAGAAAAUAAUACCAGUGGAGCAGCUGAAGCAGGCUUUGGUCCAGGUAACGUAAAUCUGUCAGGAAAAGGUUCAUCCAAGCUUGCUUCUUCAUUUGGAAACCUCAAAAAGCAGGAACUGGAUCUACAAAAAGUGCUGGAUCAAACUAAAGACAGAGUUCUGGACAUGCAGCACUCUCUGAUCCAGCAGACACAGCAGAAGCGUACGGAGGUGUUUGCGCUGGUGAAGGAGCGCAUCGUGACCACACAGCCCUGCACCGUUACUGAAGAAGUGCAGGAGGGGGGAAGCUGUGGAGCCUUUUUUGGGCUCACUGUGCCCAAGAAGAUUAGUGUUUCAGUGAAGAAUGGCAGCCAUCAGUCUGACAGUAAUGUUUCAGUAGAAAUCCCAGCCAAGACUGCCCUCGCUUACUGUCUGAUCGAGCUCAGUGUGAAGGCCACGGGUCAAUUCGAGCUGUGUCUAAUGCCGGACACCUACGGAUCCAUGGAGGUGGACGGGCCUGUAAAGAAGAAUGUGGCCAUGGUCUACGGCGCACCACCCCAAACACCAAACAAACAGCUGCAGAGAGAGUUGAAUGAACUGCAGUCCCAGUUUGCCAUACUCUCAGGACUUCCGGCCAGCACACGCUCCAGCCUCCUCCAGCAGCUCACUGCCCUCCUGAAGGACAAAACCGCCAUCAGUGCACUAGACCUUGCAAUAGAGGAUCUGUGCUGCGGUAAGAAGCCUGAUCUGAGCACCCUGGAUAAAACCCCCUCCCUGAAAGCAGCAGUGAAGACCACCCUGGAGCUUCUUCAGAGCAGUAACCCCACAUCUCACAGCAAAUCUCCACAGAAAAGAAACUCUUCUGAGGAUCCGCUUAAGCCUUCCAUCUUUACUUCUGCCAAUGUCCUCACCAGUGCCUUAGACGAAAUGACUGACUCAACCCUCUUACUGCUGAAAUCCUGCUGCCAGUCCUCCAGCAUACAUGCACUGCAAGCCCUGGUGCAGAAUGUGGUUGGGAAUAAGACGUGUUCUCUGAAGGACCGCAGUGUCUCUGCUUUAGCUGAGGAGAAGACGUUCAGCAGAGUGAAGGCACUCUUUGACUCCUCCAACAUCACGCUGUGUAAAGAGGAAGACGCUGUGAGAGCAGAGAUCAGAAGCCAGCAGGGACAUGCUCCUCUCAUCCUGUGCAUCGCCAUCCGUGGUCUGGCCUGUUUAGCGACACCUGCCUGAUCUGGAUGUGUGCUCAGGACAGACUGACAUUUUAAAUAAACAGUAAACAGCAUGUUUGGUAGGACCAAGACAAUCGUUGUAACUGUGAAAGCUUGUUUUUUAGACGCAUCUUCCUAAUUUGUUUUUUAAUAAUUAUGGGCAUUUUUAUAUUUUUAAUGAUUAUUCAAGUUCAGGUUCAUCAAACUCCCCUUUUCUGCCUUUUUUAAAACUGUAAAAUGAAAAAGUUACUCAUUUGUAAUAUAAAUUUUUACAUAUGUGUUGUUUUCUGAGGUUUUAUAUUUUUUAUUUUUUGUAAAAUAACUUUGCAUAUCAGUCCAAAUCAUGUGUUUAAUGUCCUUUGUUUGUGUGAAUUCUUACAGUAAAACAUGCAUGUCAGUGCUUCCUCAACUAGAACAAAAAUAAAUACUUUGAUUUGUACAUAAAUAUUGUCCUUUAGAUUAAAUUUACGUAACUUUAAAAUAAGAA